AUGGCAGUUGAAUCUGGGGACCAUGGCAGUGGCUUCCACCAUGCUGAAGUAAUCAAAUUCAUUAAUAAUGAAGUCCUUAUGAAUGGAGGGGGUCCUGAAUUCUAUAUGACCUUUCGCUCUCUGUCUUGGAAUGAGAUAGAAGAUCAGCUUCACACCAUCAUUGUCGACCCAAUGCCACGCUCCCUCAAGAGGGCUUGUACCUGGAGUGCUUUGGCUUUGAGUGUGAGAGUGGCUGCCAGGCAGCGUGAGCAGCAGGCACAUAGAGUUUGGAGGCUGCAGGACCAGGUGGGAGAACGUGAGUCAGCUUCCUGGACUCUGGUCUCUGAACUCCGGAGGUUGCGAGAAGAGAGGGACCAGGCAGCUGCUCAACUUCUGUCUACACAGACUGCCCUCCAGGAGGCAAUGGAUGAGCGGGAAAUACUUCUUGGGAGGCUGCUCCAAGCAGAGAGGUCUGCACUGGCCUUUGUGCCUGAAGCUAGAAUGGAACACUCUAGAGCAUCACUGUGGUCGUUUGAGGAAGAGCUGGAAUUUAGAGAGCCCCAGAACAUGUCCCAUUUGGAGGCCCAGAUGCCAAUCUUAUCUUGUGUGCCUGGACUUCCAAGUCCUUGGAUCGAAGCAGUGCAUCCCUUUCUUCGAAUGCCUGCGCAUCCACUACCACUCAAUGCACCAUUCUCCUUGGGAUAUCCGUAUUCAACACCUACACCAUAUCCAGUAUUAAUGGACUCCGGAGCAACAGCAGCAGCUAUGGCCACAGGUUUACCUCAGACAGGUCCAUCAGGAAUCUACCCACCUGGCUUGUGGGUUACAUUGGAGUCCCAAGACGCAAUAGCUCCCUCUGGGGACCAAAUCUGCCCUAGGCAGAAUGAAUGUUCUGAGCUCCUCCAGGAUGAAAGUCACCUGGCAGAAAGCAUAAGCCACUGUGAAGAAGAAGAAGAUCCAGAGAAACCUCAAGGAACAUCUCUCCAUGGGGACAGCAGCAACAGCCACAAAGAAAAUCAUGCCAUAUCCCCGAUGAUGGCUGCCACUGAAAAGAAAAGUCUAGUGAUGCAUCUGGAAACAGCUGCAGUGGAGGUCAACAGUAAUUACAGCAUAAAGGAAGAUUCAGUAAUGUCCCAGGAGAUAGCUGCCCAGGGGAACAAAACCAGCUCCACCCAGAAGAAAUGCCCAGAAAUUCCCGGGACGGUGGCUGGCUUGAAAGACAGCAUCAGCCACAAUACCAAAUAUGUUUUGGUAACUCUCCCAGAGACAGAUACCCAAGUGACCAAAACCACCCCUACCCUGAAAAAAUAUCCAGAGGUUAUCAUGAGGAAGCCUGACCUGGAAAACAUAGUUAGCUGUAUCCAGCAAGAGGAUGCAAAGACAUUCCAGAGGGACCUGAGAGAAGGAACCAGAAAUUGCCAGAAAGAAGAUACUUUUCAGCAGAUGACACACCUGGCUGCUGGUGGGAGUCCUAAUGAGAAGAAAAUGCCACAAGGGACUGGCAAGAGCCAGAGCCAUAAAGAAGAGCCAAACAGGUUCCAAACAAACCACAUGGGAAAAAGUAAAAGUUAUUUUAUGAAUAAAUGCCCUAAAAUCCAACUGGCUCCAAAGCAAAAGGUCAAGCAACCACAAGGGAUAAAAGCUUUAGAAUCCAAGCAACCUCAAAGGACAAAAUCUGAAUCUAAGCAACAGGAAAAACCUCUCUCACACCGUACUUCAGUGAAUUGGGUCUGCCCAUCAUGUAAAACUCUGAAUCGCUCAUGGUGCAAGGGUUGCUCUAAAUGUACAAAAGCAAGUGCUCAUCUUGAAAGAAAAGAUGUUGAUCCAUAA
Messenger RNA from Arvicanthis niloticus (Nile rat), 1809 nucleotides. RefSeq names its product testis-expressed protein 13C-1-like. The record is from RefSeq and is a predicted model, not a curated record. Gene Ontology annotation, molecular function: mRNA binding. Lineage: Eukaryota; Metazoa; Chordata; Mammalia; Rodentia; Muridae.